AUGGGCGACUACAAGCAGGUCCGCUCAUCUUCGCCUUCAAACCACCAUCGCGACAGCGACGAACUUGAGCUACAGGAACAUGAUAUCCCGGCAAAGACGCCGAAUCCAGGCGACGAGCAGCAUGAACGCCUUUUGUCGGAUGACGACGAGGAGAAGCUGAAGGAUGAUCACGAUGAGGACGACGACGAAUCUGCUAGGAAGCGACGGAGAAGAUGGUGGCGUCUAGGGCUGUAUGGUCUCACCGGACUCCUUGUCCUGACAGCUAUGGCCGUAGCGCUGAACUAUUUCUACCUUGAAGAAGUGGAGGACGAGCCAGCCAGCACAUUUCGUCGUCCGUCGUCCGACUAUGUUAUCGAUCCGGACUGGGACUACGACGCGCCUCCCACGGUGCGCGAGUAUCACUGGGUCAUUUCCGACAUCACAGCCAAUCCAGAUGGAGUCUUCCGGCCGAUGAUGGUGAUAAACGGACAGUUCCCUGGCCCCAUGAUCGUGUGCAACGAAGGUGACACCGUCGUCGUCAAUGUGGUGAAUGAGGCAAGGAAUUCCACCGCCAUACACUGGCAUGGUCUCUUCCAGAACGGCACGAAUUGGAACGACGGGACUGUGGGUGUCACGCAAUGCCCCAUCGCAUCGGGCCGCUCAUAUCGCUAUGAGUUCGUAGUGAAGGGUCAAGCUGGUUCAUUCUUCUAUCAUGGGCAUCAAGCGGCCCAAAAUUUAGAUGGCCUAGCUGGCCCGUUGAUUAUCCUUUCUCAGGAGGAAAGAGAUACUCAACCGAUUGCAUAUGAUUCGGACCGUGUAAUAAUGGUGCAGGACUGGUACCAUGAUCUAUCAGAUGGCCUACUGAGGAAGACACUCUCUCCUGGGAGCGAGGCGUCGCCAACCCCGAACGGAGCCUUGAUCAACGGGGCGAACAAGGUGGACUGCUCCUUGCACAAGAAUCGUCGAUGUGAUGCAUCGUCGGCACUAAUACCAACGAUUGACCUCGCGCCGCACAAACAACACCGACUUCGGGUGAUCAACGUCGGCGGUUUCGCCUGGUUUGAAGUCAGUGUUGACAAACAUACGAACCUUCCUGUGACAGAAGUCGACGGAGCAACCGUCGAGCCGCUGUCCGACUCAACCUUACUCGUCGGGCCUGGUCAACGGUACAGCCUCGUGCUCUCCACCAACCAAACCGAUCCUUCUAAUCUGUACUGGUUCCGAGCACGCAUGAUCAACCACUGCUUUGCCGAGAAUGUCCUCCCUGAUGAUGGCGUAGCUACGGCGCAGGCAGUUCUCAGGUACAACUCAACAGGGCCCGCGACCAAAUCCAAAGGCCAGGCUGUUCUCCCCCACACCGAAAACGACAGCGGGAAAUUUACAGUGAUAUGCAAGGACAAGGCCCCAGACACCUACAAACCUGUACCUGCGCGGCCGGCACCGGAGUUUGCGCACCACUCGUGGUAUUUACGAGUGAACCUGGAAAUCGGUGACUGGCGCUUAGAGAGAGGCUUCGUGAAUAAGAGCACGUUCCGGCCGCAGCUGCAGUCUCCAACACUCCACCGACUGGUGGAGGGUCUGAAUAACGCCAAUAAUACAUUCGACGUGGAAGGCGUGAACGAUAAGGCUUUUGAUACUAAGAACGAGCUGGUCGUCAGCUCGGGAGGAGUCGAAGUGGUGGACUUGGUACUCCAGAAUUUCGACGAGGGCAACCACCCCUUCCAUUUACAUGGUGCGCAGAUGUUUAUCCUGGCGGCAGGGCACGGCUAUUUCCCAGGAUACCAGGCACUAGGCCUCCAGGAGGAGGGAAAGGGUCUUCUGGACCCUAACAAUAACACCAUCAUCGCGAACCCUGUCCGGCGAGACGUCACGACCAUCGAGGCCUUUGGAUGGACGUUGGUCCGUUUCAUCGCUGAUAACCCUGGCGUGUGGCUCUUUCACUGCCAUAUGAUCUGGCACGCAGAGGCGGGCAUGGCGAUGCAAUUUGCAUCUAGGCUUGAUCUGAUGAGGAACUGGACAAUUCCGGCGGAGAACACACAGUUGUGCGAGGCACCUAUAGAAGAGCUUGAGAAGGGCUCAACGCCAAAGGAUAGUAUAUGGUAUGGACACUUCGAGGAUGAUUCCUGA
Messenger RNA from Diaporthe amygdali, 2106 nucleotides. RefSeq names its product multicopper type 1. Lineage: Eukaryota; Fungi; Ascomycota; Sordariomycetes; Diaporthales; Diaporthaceae. Gene Ontology annotation, molecular function: oxidoreductase activity; copper ion binding. The transcript is spliced from 2 exons. The record is from RefSeq and is a predicted model, not a curated record. Bases 1 to 2106 code for a protein of 701 amino acids.